This is a messenger RNA of Mesitornis unicolor (brown roatelo), 377 nucleotides long. RefSeq names its product kelch domain containing 10 (gene KLHDC10). Gene Ontology annotation, molecular function: protein binding. The record is from RefSeq and is a predicted model, not a curated record. The transcript has 2 exons. The annotation marks the transcript as partial. Gene Ontology annotation, biological process: positive regulation of stress-activated MAPK cascade. Lineage: Eukaryota; Metazoa; Chordata; Aves; Mesitornithiformes; Mesitornithidae.
GCCACAGAUCUCCACCAGCAAGAAGCGGCCAUCGUUGCGUGGCGGAUAACGCCAACUUGUACGUGUUUGGAGGCUACAAUCCCGACUACGAUGAGUCCGGGGGGCCAGAGAAUGAAGACUACCCUCUCUUCAGGGAGCUCUGGCGGUACAACUUUGCUACAGACACCUGGCAUCAGAUGGGCACCGAAGGCUACAUGCCCAGGGAACUCGCCUCCAUGUCACUUGUAUUGCACGGCAACAACCUGCUCGUGUUCGGGGGCACCGGGAUCCCCUUUGGGGAGAGCAACGGCAACGACGUUCACGUCUGCAACGUCAAGUACAAAAGAUGGGCCCUGCUCAGCUGCCGAGGAAAGAAACCCAAUCGAAUCUACGGCCAG